This is a messenger RNA of Mustela erminea (ermine), 7503 nucleotides long. RefSeq names its product SRY-box transcription factor 6 (gene SOX6). NCBI's taxonomy places the organism in Eukaryota, Metazoa, Chordata, Mammalia, Carnivora, Mustelidae. The transcript is spliced from 16 exons. Gene Ontology annotation, molecular function: RNA polymerase II cis-regulatory region sequence-specific DNA binding; DNA-binding transcription factor activity, RNA polymerase II-specific. Gene Ontology annotation, biological process: central nervous system development; regulation of transcription by RNA polymerase II; positive regulation of chondrocyte differentiation. The coding region runs from base 1104 to 3593 and encodes 829 amino acids. Gene Ontology annotation, cellular component: nucleus. The record is from RefSeq and is a predicted model, not a curated record.
UUAUUAUUCAUCCUAAUAUUCACCCAUCAUUCCCUCUUCCUGGUCGGCUUCAGCCCUGGUCCUUCCCUUUCUCACUCUAUCUCCUGUGACUAACUUUUGUGGUCCACUUGUGUAUCUCAGUACUUAUUAAUAUUCAGCCCAUUCCUCCGCUGUCACAUAACUUUUUCAAAACACAAAUUAGCACCCCUACAUUUUCCCUUCCCACUUGCCUUCUUCCCUUUCUCCAGUUUGCUUUCUUCCUCUGCAGUAGUCUACCUUUGCCCCACUGCAGUUUGCCUUCCUCUUGACUCCUCCUCCCAGCAGCCCCAGCCCUAAGAGUCCCCCUUUGGUCCCUUACUCCUCACCCAGUCUCUCUCCCAUCUAAUACUUGUCUCUAUUCUCCUCUGACCCCAACUCUCUUCUUUGUCCCCUUCCAAUUCUCUCCCAGUAGUUGCUUCACUCUUUCUUCCCAGGCGCUUUCUCCAAUUUCAACCUCCGCUCACGCCGAUCUCUGCCCUCUCCGGUUCUCUCUUGCCUUUGCCUCCCGCUCUUCCCUCCUUCUUCUUCCUCCGGCCCUCCCCCUCCCUCCCAGCUUCCCAGCCUGGCUCGCUGCCUCCCUCGCCUCUUGUCUCAUCUUGCCUGUGUUGUCUGGGAGGGGAGCCCUGCCUCCUCUCCCUCGCUCAGAUCAAUGCCCUGGCCACUCACUUUCUGAUGUUGCACGACGGGAAAUGCUUUGAAUACUUACGACAUGGCCGCUCACACUGAUUGCCAAGAUUGACAGCACUAACCAUCGCCUUCACUUGUUUCAAGGGGGAAGCCCCUAGUCACCCCGCUCUGCGCGCACCUCCUGGCACCCCGGCAGCAAACUUCUGCGGGUCAGCGCUCCCCCCGCCCGGGGCGGGACACCCCCGCAGACUUGAGUUAACGGGUUGUGCCGGCCGCAGCGCUGGGGGGUUCUGCUCCCUUGCUCCCCGGGCUAUGCUAAUUGACCUAGCAUCGACUCCCCUUCCUUAAUUUUUUUUUUUAUUUGUAUCUUUCCCUUUUUCUUUAAUGCCGUUUACUCCCGCGGCGCAGCGCACAAGGAGCCCUCCCGUGCGGUACCAUCCUGGAGCCCGCCCAGAAGAAUGUCUUCCAAGCAAGCCACCUCUCCAUUUGCCUGUGCAGCUGAUGGAGAGGAAACGAUGACCCAAGAUUUGACCUCAAGGGAAAAGGAAGAGGGCGGUGAUCAGCAUGUGGCCUCCCAUCUGCCUCUGCACCCCAUAAUGCACAACAAACCUCACUCUGAGGAGCUCCCAACACUUGUCAAUACUAUUCAACAGGAUGCUGACUGGGACAGCGUUCUGUCGUCUCAGCAAAGAAUGGAGUCAGAGAAUAAUAAGUUAUGUUCCCUGUAUUCCUUCCGAAAUACCUCUACCUCACCACAUAAGCCUGACGAAGGGAGUCGGGACCGCGAGAUAAUGACCAGUGUUACUUUUGGAACCCCAGAACGCCGCAAAGGGAGCCUUGCCGAUGUGGUGGACACACUGAAACAGAAGAAGCUUGAGGAAAUGACUCGGACAGAACAAGAGGAUUCCUCCUGCAUGGAAAAACUACUUUCAAAAGAUUGGAAGGAAAAAAUGGAAAGACUAAAUACCAGUGAACUUCUUGGAGAAAUUAAAGGUACACCUGAGAGCCUGGCAGAAAAAGAACGGCAGCUCUCUACUAUGAUUACCCAGCUGAUCAGUUUACGGGAGCAGCUCCUGGCAGCGCAUGAUGAACAGAAGAAACUGGCAGCCUCACAAAUUGAGAAACAACGGCAGCAAAUGGACCUUGCUCGCCAACAGCAAGAACAGAUUGCAAGACAACAGCAGCAACUUCUGCAGCAGCAGCACAAAAUUAAUCUCCUGCAGCAACAGAUCCAGCAGGUUCAGGGUCACAUGCCUCCGCUCAUGAUCCCAAUUUUUCCACAUGACCAGCGGACCCUGGCAGCAGCUGCUGCCGCCCAGCAGGGCUUCCUCUUCCCCCCUGGAAUAACAUACAAACCAGGUGAUAACUACCCUGUACAGUUCAUUUCAUCAACAAUGGCAGCUGCUGCUACUUCUGGACUCAGCCCUUUACAGCUCCAGAAGGGUCAUGUCUCCCACCCACAAAUUAACCCAAGGCUAAAGGGCCUAAGUGACCGUUUUGGCAGGAGUUUGGACACCUUUGAACAUGGUGGUGGCCACUCUUACAACCACAAACAGAUUGAGCAGCUCUAUGCAGCUCAGCUGGCCAGCAUGCAGGUGUCACCUGGAACAAAGAUGCCAUCGGCUCCACAGCCACCAAACACAGCAGGGGCAGUCUCACCUACCGGGAUAAAAAAUGAAAAGAGAGGGACCAGCCCUGUAACUCAAGUUAAGGAUGAAGCAGCAGCACAGCCGCUAAAUCUCUCUUCCCGACCCAAGACAGCGGAGCCUGUGAAGUCCCCAACAUCUCCCACCCAGAGCCUCUUCCCAGCCAGCAAAACCAGCCCCGUUAAUCUGCCUAACAAAAGCAGCAUCCCCAGCCCCAUCGGAGGAAGCUUGGGAAGAGGAUCCUCUUUAGAUAUCCUGUCCAGUCUCAACUCCCCUGCCCUGUUUGGAGAUCAGGACACAGUGAUGAAAGCCAUUCAGGAGGCUCGGAAGAUGCGAGAGCAGAUCCAGCGGGAGCAACAGCAGCAACAGCCGCAUGGUGUUGAUGGGAAACUGUCCUCCAUGAAUAAUAUGGGGCUGAACAACUGCAGGAAUGAAAAGGAAAGAACACGCUUUGAGAAUCUGGGGCCCCAGUUAACAGGAAAGUCGAGUGAAGAUGGGAAGCUGGGCCCAGGUGUCAUCGAUCUUACGCGGCCGGAAGAUGCAGAGGGAAGCAAAGCAAUGAAUGGCUCUGCAGCUAAACUACAGCAGUAUUAUUGUUGGCCAACAGGAGGCGCCACUGUGGCUGAAGCACGAGUCUACAGGGAUGCCCGCAGCAGGGCCAGCAGCGAGCCACACAUCAAGCGACCAAUGAAUGCUUUCAUGGUUUGGGCGAAGGAUGAGAGGAGGAAAAUCCUUCAGGCCUUCCCCGACAUGCAUAACUCCAACAUUAGCAAAAUCUUAGGGUCUCGCUGGAAAUCCAUGUCCAACCAAGAGAAGCAACCUUAUUAUGAAGAGCAGGCCCGGCUAAGCAAGAUCCACUUAGAGAAGUACCCGAACUAUAAAUACAAACCUCGACCGAAACGCACCUGCAUUGUUGAUGGCAAAAAGCUCCGAAUCGGGGAGUACAAGCAGCUGAUGAGGUCUCGGAGGCAGGAGAUGAGGCAGUUCUUUACCGUGGGGCAGCAGCCUCAGAUUCCAAUCACCACAGGAACAGGCGUUGUGUAUCCUGGUGCUAUCACUAUGGCAACAACCACACCGUCACCUCAGAUGACAUCUGACUGCUCUAGCACCUCGGCCAGCCCAGAGCCCAGCCUCCCUGUCAUCCAGAGCACUUAUGGUAUGAAGACAGACGGCGGGAGCCUCGCUGGAAAUGAAAUGAUUAAUGGAGAAGAUGAAAUGGAAAUGUAUGACGACUAUGAAGAUGAUCCCAAAUCAGACUAUAGCAGUGAAAAUGAAGCCCCUGAAGCUGUCAGUGCCAACUGAGGAGUGUUUGUUUGCUGAAUUAAAAUACUUUGACAUUUCACCUCCCCUCCCCCAACAAAAAGUUCUUAAAGAGCCCGCAUGCAUUUGUGGCUCCACAAUGACAUCAGCAGAAUGGUCUUAAUUGUUUCGUAAAGUGUGAGACAGAUUCAGUUUUCCCGGAUUUUUCAUGAACUUGAGUUUUUGUCGUUAUUGUUAUUGUUGUUGUUGUUGUUUUUUUAAUUUAGGUGAAGACAUAUUAAAUAUGAGACACCAGGACUUGAAAACUUAUCUCAACCCAUAGCUGUCUUACAAGUCUUAUAUUUUUGUCUUACUUUUUUUUUUUCCUUUUGGAUGUUGAUAAAGGUUUAAGUUACUGUUUUAGAUGGGGUUAAACAUUCUCACUCAGGUAUGCUGUGCCGGCCUACAGGUUGUGAAUGUGUUUUUAUUCUGAAUUAUUGGAGAGAACAACUGAGGAUUUCAUAUUGUGAAACAGAAAAGUCCACAGCGUGUGCAGCUGCAUGUAGAGCAUAUUCAAAAGGCCUCGGAAUUCCAUUUUUCCACGUGUAGAGUUAAACUCUGAAUGUGCCAAACUUUUCUCAGAACUCUUGAAUCUUCAUAUUUUGGAAGUCUUAAAGGAGACACUGCGAAGUCUUAGACAAUCUUUGGCAUCUUAAAAUAAAUUAGCAAACCACACAUUUUUUUUUUCCAGAAAAUGGUAAAGUACUCAGGAAUCUGGAGACAAGAUAUUGUAAGGAACGAACAAGGUUGCCACAGUGCACGUACCCAAUCGUGUUUGCCUCUUGACGUGCCAUCAGUGCGUGAUGCGCCGCGACGAGCGCGCCCCAGAGCAUUCACCACACCAGAUACCCAUGCGGUGGUCUUCUCUCCCUGAGACCACCUCUCACUACAUCCAUUAUCCCUUCGCCUUUUAACCCUGACAUUCAGUCUUAACACAUUUUCUCUUAAAUAAUUUAUUCAUUCCAGAAUGUCAAGGGUCCACUUACUAUUUAUUUGAAAAAAAAAUGUUGGUGGCAUUAAUUUAAUAAUUCUUGUUUUUCACCCUCCUUCCCUGAAGAUCUUUUCAGCCCCUUUCACCUCCUUCUCCUGCUACAUACAAAAGGUGUACAUAGUGAUUUUAUGUCCCCAGAGCAUCUGGAAACAUUUCUGAAACAAGAUUCUGUUAAAUACUUAUAUUGUUUUCAAACAUAAGUGUCUAUCUGGCUGGAGGGCUGUGUAUUUGGAUACAGGUGUAGAGUCUUACACUUCAACAGGUCUGCCCCUGAGGUUCUCUGGGACCUCAAGUCUUUCGCCAGACUUCCCCUCUAAUACAGUCUAGCAACAGUGGUAGGAUCUGCAUCAGUGGCAUUUCCUCUAAAUGCCCUUCGGCAGCAAGGGGCAGCAGUGGUGACUGCCAGGCAGGAGGGUCCACAGCCAAGACGAAAGCCCAAGGUUGUGGGCCACAGAGGAGGCCACAGCGAUGCUGUCAUGGGCUGGCAUCUCCACUCCGAGCUGCCUUAGCCCUUCUGGCACGCCUAGGGAGUUUUGGUUUUUGUUUCUCUUUUGUUUUGUUUUGUUUUUGCAAAAUCCCCAGGAUGAAGGAAGCCACAUGACAGCCUCAAGGCAAAGAUAGAGGCAAAUAGUCAAGAUACAUCCAGAGAAUGAAAGAAAACCAUAGGGAAGGAGAAGGAGGGGAGAUACAUUCCCUGUAGGGGAUGUUCCUACUGUUAACUCUGGGGAACGGAUGACUCCUGGGGCGGCCGCUGAGCUCCUCUGGCUCCCUCCCUCCAUCGGUGGCCACAUGGGUUGGGGGGCAGGGCAUGCCUCCCUGUGAACACGAUUAACAGCACUGGACACAGGAGGAUUUCUCUGGAGAUGUGCUGGUGGGCAGGGAGGCAGUGAGGUUUCAUUCCCCUCUCCUACCAUUGGAAGCUCAGCUAUGCCAUUUUGACCUUCCUGAAACCAGGACUGACUGCCUAUGGCGGGGGAGGGAGCCUCGCCCGGAGUGGUUCAGUGGGAAAAUGUCAGUUAAUGGGACAGUUCACCUCAUGGGACAACCCAGAAUCUGAUCACCAGGACAUAGGAACGGCCCCAUCAGAUUUCUUGAGCCAUUUUGUCACUUGGAAGAAAAUAGUGUACCUUCAUAUUUAUUUAAGGAGUGCUCAAGGCCAUACCUAAUAGCAAUAAAUAGGUCUAGCCAAGAUGUUACUGGCUGUGUCAUUAGCUGCGAGUGCUCUCCAUAAGCUGAUUAAGGUACUGAUAGGAAUGUUUUGUUUGUAGUAUUGGUUGGGGAUUGGAACUUUGUUUUUGUACAUUUAUUUUAAAUGAGGAGGAGGCCAUUUUUUUCCUCAAAAAUGAAUAUUUAUUAUUGUCUUACUGAUUUUUUUUUUUGAUUAUAUACCUCUCCUCCUCACUUCAUACUCGUGUUUUUUUUUCUCUUUCUCUUUGACUCAGCUUUUGCUCUCUCCUCCUUUUUUUAUUUUGCCGCAUAGGUAGAUUGCUAUAUGGCUAGCAUUGUAUUGUAUGUAAUUAAUUUUGCACAAAGGCAAACAUUUAGAACAGUAGGUUAAUUUUGUUUGUUUUUAUGACCAUGCCAAAAUAAUAUUCUGGGCUGGUGGAGAACAAAGGACUGUUCUUUAGGACUGAAACUUGAUUUUGCUUAUAGUUAAAAAAAAAAAAAAGAAAAGAAAAAAAAAGAAAGAAAGAAAAAAAACAAAAAACACACACACUCACAGAUGUUGUUUCGUAAGUGUUAUAAGCACUGGAUAUAAAUGGUAUUUUUUAUCACUUCUGACUAAUGUGAAACUGUUGUACGAAAACGACAUGAACAAAAGUCAUCUGUUUCGACUCGUGUGGGCUUGCCUCACAGUUGCCGGAUUUGAGUCAUUUUUAUGUCUUGUUAUUUCAUUUAUUUAUGCAAAAUACAUGUGUGUAUGAACACUUUGUUUUAGCUCCAGCUCUGCCUCGGUACUGGGGUGCAGUUACUCCUAGCCAUGUUCUUAAAAGUGAAAGGCUAUUCAGGAAUGAUCUGAUUGUAAACGUCUCUUUCAUUGGGUCAAACAGUGAUGCUGUAUUUGAAUCUAAAUUCUGCGCGUAAGCAGUUUAUUUAUUAGCCAAGUGUGGCUCUAAAUAUCCACGGAAAUUAAGAAUGACAAUCAUAGGGAUCACUUCAUUUUCUUUUCAGUGGGGCUUAAACAAAGUUCUUAUGACUUUACCAUCUCAUUUUAGAUUUUUCUAAUUGUGUAAAUAUAACAUAGAAAUAGAAUUUAUUUUUGGUUCAUGAGUACUUAGUGAGAUAUAAGUUAUGUAUUUCCUUUUCGUUCUCUAUCCGUAUAUGUUGGUCCAGACUAGAAGUUGACAAGUCACUGUACCUCAUGGGAAUAGUGAAUUAGCAGCCGCAGUGAGAGAGCAGUGUUCCACCUGUCGCUGGGGCAGUCAAACCCUUCUCCCGGGUUCCCGUGCAGUUUGGAACCCACUGUCCACAGACUCAGAAUUUUACUUACUUGUUUAUUCUAGAAACUCGAAGAAUUGAGCAUCCUAAAUUUCCAGUACAGCUGGGGGGAGAGUCAAUUUGCUUUUGUUAGUCUGCCUAAAUCUUAUAACGGAGUUCUGUGACCAUUUAAUAGCAAGAAGCGUGAAUGCCAUUCUACAGGCAAACAUCUGCCUCUGAGAUUGACCGUUAAUAAAAGUCCUGCCGUGCCAAUUAGAUUAAAGAGUGCUCAUCAACUGUUUCCUGGGCCUCCUAUUUCACAGUAUCUUCAAAUCAAAAACAGAUCAUCUCCAUGUUGCUAAAAAAAAAAAAUUUACAGGAUCAGGAUUUUUCCUCGUCACUUAGAAUAGGGACACUGGCCCACGAUCCUCUCCUAAAAAAUGGACCAUAUGGGGGAGGAAGGAAGGAAGGAAAGAAAAGAAGGAAAGGAAGAAAAGAAGGGAG